This is a messenger RNA of Marasmius oreades (fairy-ring Marasmius), 993 nucleotides long. RefSeq lists its product as uncharacterized. Bases 82 to 993 code for a protein of 303 amino acids. NCBI's taxonomy places the organism in Eukaryota, Fungi, Basidiomycota, Agaricomycetes, Agaricales, Marasmiaceae. The transcript has 3 exons. The record is from RefSeq and is a predicted model, not a curated record. Gene Ontology annotation, molecular function: carbon-oxygen lyase activity, acting on phosphates.
CUUCUACUUUCUGCUCACAGACAAAGAUAUGAGUAGAAGAAAACCCAAAGUCAUUCUGUGAACUAAUCCUCCCUUUAGACCAUGUCAUUCUCACACUCUGAAAAGUCCUUCAUCAAGUGCAUGGUUCAAGAGGUUCUCGAGAAGUGCAACAUCCCACUCGACAAGCUUCCGUUUGACCAGGACUUCUACGACCAAUGCAAAGAGAUUUUGGAAUCCAAAUACCAUUUACCAUCGUCGAUCGGGCCAUACCUCUUCGUCGGAGUCACCAUCGCCUUCACAGCAUAUUCCCAUCUUCCACACUCCAACCGAGCGCACGUCGCCAUAUUUACCACACUUGUGGCAGCGUUGGAUGAUAAUAGUCACAAACGGAUGGAAAGUUUCAACGAUCGGUUCGUGAAAGGACUCCCACAGGACGAUCCUAUCCUUGAUGCUCUGGCAAAAAGUCUUUCCGAAGCACAUGAAUAUUAUGGCCAGAUACAGUGCAACUUGAUUGUGACAUCCACAUUGGAUUUUAUAACUUCUUUGAUGAUGGACAUGGAUAUGAAAAGCUUAGCCCGCUCGCCCAGUUUCGCGGCUUACUGUCGGAGUAUCUCUGGUAUUCAGGUGGCCUACACGAUGUUUAUGUUCCCAAAGGACAUCGAGUUCACAACGUAUAUUCACUGUUUACCUCACGUAUCGAUUUACAUCAAUUACCUAAAUGACGUGCUUUCGUUUUACAAGGAGGAGCUUCGGGGAGAGGAGGAAAACCUUGCAUCUAUGCUCGCAAAGGAAUCUAUGAUCACGAAGCACGAGGCUAUUCGACGCCUUGCUGAUCACGUCGUCGAAGCUGAGAGAAAUAUCUCGAAAGGGUUGGCUGGCAACCAGUCUGCCUUGGACAUCUGGAAGAGCUUCAAAGUAGGAUAUGUUCGUUUCCAUACCUCAUGCCCCCGAUACAAGUUGGAGGAGUUAUUCGAGGUCCCUCUUACUUCCCGAGAGAUUCAGAAAAUUGGCUGA